This is a messenger RNA of Eurytemora carolleeae, 504 nucleotides long. Its product is annotated as octapeptide-repeat protein T2-like. The record is from RefSeq and is a predicted model, not a curated record. The transcript has a single exon. NCBI's taxonomy places the organism in Eukaryota, Metazoa, Arthropoda, Copepoda, Calanoida, Temoridae. Bases 1 to 504 code for a protein of 167 amino acids.
AUGACUUUUAUGAACAUGUACUGGCAAAUAAAGAAGAUGUUAAAGAAGAUGAAGAGGAAGAAAGAUGGGAAGGAAGAUGAGAAGGAAGAUGAGAAGAAAGAUGAGAAGGAAGAUGGGAAGGAAGAUCAGAAGGAAGAUGAGAAGGAAGAUGAGAAGGAAGAUGAGAAGGAAGAUGAGAAGGAAGAUGGGAAGGAAGAUCAGAAGGAAGAUGGGAAGGAAGAUGAGAAGGAAGAUGGGAAGGAAGAUGAGAAGGAAGGUGGGAAGGAACAUGAGAGGAAUAUUGGAAGAAAGACGAAGAGAAAGAUGAGAAGGAAGAUGGGAAGGAAGAUGAGAAGGAAGAUGAGAAGGAAGAUGAGAAGGAAGAUGGGUAGAAAGAUGGGAAAGAAGAUGAUAAGGAAGAUGAUAAGGAUGAUGAGAAGGAAGAUGGGUAGGAAGAUGGGUAGGAAGAUGGGUAGGAAGAUGAGAAGGAAGAUGGGAAGGAAGAUGGUAAAGAAGAUGAACUAA